UUCCCCUUGAUGAUUUGUCAACAUAUGCCAGACUGAAAGUAUUUUCUGAUUUUGUUAUCAAAUGGAAACAUUUGACAGGAUACAGUCUGCGUAUUGCAUGGGGUAUCAAUGAAGAUAUGCGAGAUAUGAAUAGAAUGAAUUCAAUCGGGGCGGAUGAGGAUGCAGACGUGUUUGAAAUCACUGACUUUACAACUGCGUCAGAUUGGGAGAGGUUCAUCGCUCGCUUCGAAGAAAUCAUCCACGAAUGGAAGUUAGCCAAUCGACCGCCACUCCCCCCUGCGCCAAAGGACGAAUAUUCAAAUGGAGCCUGGGAUGAACGUACUGAGGAGCUACAAUUUGCUGAUUUCAAAUUUAAGAUUACCCAUAAAUUCCUGAAAUCGUGCGUUGUGACAACUGAAGGUAGAAGUUCAGAGGAGAAGGAUGGAGCCCAGGACAACGACGACACAGAAGAUUUUGACGAGAAAACACCAACAGUUUAUUCUGAUUUGAUGAACCUUGACAAUGAUUUUCCUUCCCGUGCACACCCACUGUGUAGGUGGUAUGGCCUCCAGGAAUUCCUCACCUUAUCACCAGCAGCUAACAAUGAGAUUAUUGAUACUGAAAGUAGAACCAAGCUGCUUCUCAGCUCCGCCUCCAUUGCUAUGAGCAACACCACCUGCAGUGUGCCAGUGUUUGUACAGCAGUCGCACAACUGGAGGAAACUUUACUGUGGAACAUGUGUUGUUCCUGGAGCAAAUGUUGAAUUUGAAAUGGUUCAUCUGAAAAAGAUUCCCUCCCAAUACGACCAUCUAGCCGGUCUCCUAGAUGUGUUCAAAUCUAAACUAGGAUGUGUGUAUAUCUCUAUGCCUCCAGUGUCAGUAUCUGUGAGAUUCACAUACAUCUUGUCUGAUUGGUCAUGUACUGCCUGGCCCCAGGCUCCUCCAGACUUGUCGUCAUUGAUGGAAGAUGAAGUUGGCUGUUCUGAUUUUGGCAACCUUCCUUUCGGAGCAUGUGAGGACCCAGUGAGUGACCUACAUUUAUCUUGCACCUGGCCAAGUCUCUCAGAGGAUAUGAUUGUGGAGAAUCAUGUUUACUCGGAUCUUGACCCCCUACAAGCGCCACAGUGGUCUGUUCGAAUCAACAUGGUAGAUGAUCCACUGUGUCUCCUUGGGGAUUAUAUCAGAGAAUUCCUGACCCUUACUGAGAGAAAGGAAACAACAGAUGAACUCCUUGGAAAUCUUGUGUCUGACGAUGGAGAAAAUGCAGACCUUAGCCAGGCUUUGCAACGUUUGACUGAACCUAACAUGCCAUAUGCCAUGCCUUCCAUCGGAUCUGUAGUGUCAACUGCAACUACACGACUGAAAAUAAAACCAGAAGAAGCACCAAUAGCUUCGGACAUGCUAAACCAAAUACUACUAUUUCUAUUUCCUGAUGCCAAAGGGCCAAAAUGUGAAGGGGAGGAUGAGAAUGGAGAUGAAGAAGUUAAAGAAAAAACUGCCAGGUACAUAGAUGUUUUGGCAGAGCUAAAGAAACAGAUGAAAACUGCACCUCUUGAUAGUUUAACACAUCGCUUGGCUGUAUGUUUUUCUAUAGUUAACCAUAAUUAUGGUGGUUUAAGAGCUGUUGCACACUUGUGGCAAGAGUUUGUCUUGGAGAUGAGAUUUCGUUGGGAGAAUAAUCACUUUGUAUCAGGAGUUGAAAAGUGUCAACCCAACCUUGGAGCUUGUCUUCUGCACCAGAAGCUUCAGAUGCUUAACUGCUGCAUCGAGAGGAAGAUGAAGAGAGAGUCUUUGGGUUACGGGUAUGGUUCAGAAUAUGACAACUCUGCUGGAGCAUCCCCUGAUAGUCCUGGUGAUCCUUUCAGCAGUGUGUCCGACAAACAAGACACCUCCCCAGCUGAAGGUCGAGUUGAUGAGGUAAUUGCUGAACGUGUCGGCAGUAUAGGAAGUGUUAGUGAUGAUGAAUUCUACGACUGUGAUGAUGAUGAAGAUGAUGAUGCAGAUGGAGCUUCAGUCCCAAAGGAGAAGACAAAGUCUGACCGAAAGAAUAGCAGGAACAGGGACAGCUCAGAGGACAGAGCCAAGUUGGAGGAAAGUAUUGAGUCAGCAUCUGUUGCCAGCGAAUCGUCCUUUAAAGACAGUGUUUCCCAUAAACCUGAAGGUAGACUUGCACCUUUUAAGAACAUGAAACUGCAGGGUUCUAGUGAGCAGAUGUAUGUCCCAAUCACACAGGAACCAUCACCUAUGACAGAAGACAUGCUUGAAGAACAUGCUGAUGUUCUCUCUAAACUUGGAUCAUCUCAAGAAAGUACACAGCUGCGUGCCAGAAUGCAGAGUGCCUGUCUUCUCUCCGAUAUGGAGUCUUUCAAAGCUGCCAAUCCUGGUUGCACAUUGGAAGAUUUUGUUCGAUGGUAUUCCCCACGAGAUUAUAUUGAGGAUGAAGUCGAAACUGAAGAUGGUAAAAAGGAAAUAAAAGGCUGCCUUAGUCAAAGAAUGCAAAUCCCUGGAAACAUGUGGGUGGAAGUAUGGCAGAGCGCAAGACCAGUUCCUGCAAGACGACAAAGACGGUUAUUUGACGAUACAAAAGAAGCUGAAAAGGUCCUCCAUUGGCUUAGCUCCAUGAAGCCGGCAACUGUUGUUUUUAACUUAAUGCCAAUGUUAACGCAUGCUGCUAUAGUAAAGGUCCUUGACAAUGAAGAUGCCGAUGUGCCUGCUGUGAAGACUCUGGUUGACCAGAUAGUGUCCAAGGGGGCCAAACUGACACGAAACCCAAUGGCUGAUGUCAGAAAGUAUGAACAUUUGGUCCGACUCAUCGAAAUGGCAGAGACCCUGAUAGCAAGAACAGUGUCCUUGAGGUCCAAAUUUUCUGAAGACCUUCUCGAACAACGAGGUGCCGAGAGUGAACUCCAUCACUUUGUGUCCUGUCUCCAUCAACACCCAGAGGUUACAGUCCGAGGUGGUCCGUGUGGUCCUGUAGGUGCCAUCAUUCACAAACUGUUUGUCCAGUCACAGAAGGCUUCCUACAUGUUGCUAGAUGAGGAUGAGGAGCCGACUGAAGAAGUGGAGAAAGAUGCACAUAAACCUGCUAGCACUGUCCCCGACUUCCCACGACCAACAGCCCGUGAAUAUAUACUGAGAGCUAUGGUACCAAGGCCUGCUCCUUACUCAAGGGUGCUUCCACAGAAGAUGUUCUGUGUUCUGGUAGAAAAUGACCACUUUCGGUUAGCAGGAGCAUUUUCUUCUGAUACAACUUUCCAGUGAUGAUUUUGCUGCAGACUUAGUGAAUUAUCAUUGCUUGAGUGGUCUGCAACUCACUAACAAACUCUACUGAACAGAAUUGUGAGAUCAUGUUUUAACUCCUCAGAAUAGUAAACACAGUUAACAGAUCCUGUGUUGAUAUCAAGAUUGUUGGGUGUUAUUUAUUUGAAUGGGUGUGGCAGUUGCUUUAUCGUGUUGCCCUUGAUUGUCUUAUUCACAUAAUGCAAUAUGAUCUGCUUAUAUUCUAUGCUUUACAAAUAUAGACAUUUUAGAUGCAAAUUUUGUAUUUAUUUGUUUUUGUUCUGGAGACAGUUGAAUACUACUGUUACAUAUGUUCAUAAAAUCAUCCAAGGCACAGUUUGUCAUGACUUCAGUCUUUCCUUGAGAUGAACAUGGAAGUCUUUCAUACCAUGCUGUUCUAUGCUACGAAGAGAAUAUUUUCUAUGGGUAAGGCCAUCCAUACUUUUUACAGGUUUCUUAUCUCCAGCCUCAAACAUCAAAGCAGGCUUGUGAAAAAAAAUUUAAAAUCUGUCACUAAUUGUGUAACUUACUUUAUGACAUUUUAUGAACUAGAACAUUUGGUACCGGUCCAGUGGAGUUGCUUUUGUUUGGAGACUUAUAAAGCUGACCUAGUUUUUAUGAAUGUGCAUUAGUAGGAGCAUUUUCUUUUAUCACUUUGGGGCAUUAAUUUCCACAGCAGCAUGGAAAAUUGAGAUAUGAUAACUGCUUAUUUCACAUUGGAAUAAAUAUUCAAAGCCGGCAGGAGAUGGGAAACACCAAAACAAAUAUGGACAGCCUUGUAUGUAGGAUGAGUAAAUGAGUAGAUAACUACAGAUUUACUUACAGUUGAAUACUGAUUAUGAUGACAUGCAUAAUAAAAAGCUAAAUAUGCUA
Haliotis rufescens (red abalone) is the source of this 4130-nucleotide messenger RNA. Its product is annotated as rab3 GTPase-activating protein catalytic subunit-like. The record is from RefSeq and is a predicted model, not a curated record. Gene Ontology annotation, molecular function: GTPase activator activity. The transcript has a single exon. Bases 117 to 3239 code for a protein of 1040 amino acids. Gene Ontology annotation, biological process: positive regulation of GTPase activity. NCBI's taxonomy places the organism in Eukaryota, Metazoa, Mollusca, Gastropoda, Lepetellida, Haliotidae.